GCCUGCCUCUCCUCAGACUGAACGAUGGCUGAAGCCCAGCUGUUUAUAUCACAGGAUGACUUCACCUGCUCACUGUGUCUGGACAUCCUGACUGACCCCGUGUCACUGCAUUGUGGUCACAGUUUCUGUCUGAAGUGCCUCACUGACUGCUGGGAUCAGAGCCAAGUGUGCCGCUGUCCUCAGUGCAGAGAAAUCUACAAUCUGAGGCCACAACUGAGAAGAAACACUGUGCUGAAUGAAAUCCUAGAAAAUCUAAAGAAGACAGGACUCAGUUCUUCUCCAUUUCAGAAAUAUGCUGGCCCUGGAGAUGUGGAGUGUGACGCCUGUACUGGGAAGAAGUUCAGAGCGGUGAAAUCCUGUCUAACCUGCAUGAUCUCCUUCUGUCAGACUCACCUGCAGCCUCACUAUGAGAUAGCAGCCUGGAAGGACCACAAGCUGACUGAUCCUGAUGGAAAUCUGAGGAGGAAACUCUGUGCAAAACAUCAGAAACGUCUGGAGAUAUUUUGCAAAACUGAUGAUUUGUGUAUCUGCAUGAUGUGUGUGGUGACUGGACAUAAAAGUCAUGAAAUAGUGGAGCUGGAGACGGAAAGAGAAGAAAAAGAGGAACAGUUGGGGGCAACACGGAGUGAAAUCAGGAGGAGACUUGAGGAGAGAGAGAAGAAAAUGAAGGAGAUGAGAAAUGUGGUGGAGCAGAUAAAAAUAUCUGUGGAAAGAGAAGUAAAGGAAAAUGAGAAAAGCUUCAUUGAUCUGAUCCACUGCAUUGAAGAAGCUCAGAAGAACUUGUUUGAGAGGAUGAGAGAACAAGAGAAGAGAGAAACAGAGAAGGCUGAAAGAGUCAUGGAACAACUAGAGAAGGAGAUUGAGGAGCUGAAGAAGAGAGACACUGAGCUGAAGGAGCUUUUGGACAACAAGGAUCACGUCCACUUCAUGCAGACUUUCUCAUCUCGCUGUGUCCUUCCUGCUGAUGGAGGCUUGCUCAGCUUUACUAUCACUGCUGAUUUCUCUUCUGAGGACCUGAGAAAUGAGCUAUCAUGUCUGAAAAAGAGUUUGGAAAAGAUCAUCCAGUGGGAUAUCAAGACAUCGACUCCAUCAGGAUUGAAGCUCUUAGAGGAGAUAGACACCAGAAACGAGCCACCUGCCCUUGACCCUCAUAUUAAAGAUCUCCAUGAGAAACACAGACAAACUGUGUCUGAAUCCACAAGGACUGUGGAGGCUCAGGCUACUUCUGGAGAUCUACACACCACAGCUGUGGGCUUUGAGACUCAAUACACAGAGUUGGUGGCCAUUGAACAGGACCAAAGAAACCAUAAGGAGACUGAACAUGAACUUGUGAAGACUGGUAGGCUUCAUGAAGAACUCAUGAAGAAAGAAGCAGCAGAGAAAUGUGAACGAAUCUGCAUUGAGCAGCUGUUUAGGAAAAGUCCUGUAAGUGUAAAUCCAGUCAACAUCAUAGUGGUCAGUGGGAUGGCCGGAAUAGGAAAGACCACCAUGAUUCAGAAGAUCAUGUAUGACUGGGCCAGAGGCACUCACUACCAGAGGUUUGCAUUUGUGUUCCUGUUUAAAUUUAUAGAGCUUAUCCUCCUAGACAAUGAGAAUGAGCCACAAAUGUCACUGACCAAACUGAUUGAAAGGCACUAUAAAUAUCUCAGUAAUGAUCCACUGAAAGAUGUUCUGAAGAAUCCUGAAACUCUCCUGUUUAUAUUCGAUGGACUGGAUGAGUACAAACACAAACUGGACUUCACCCAGAGUCAGCUCUGCUCAGACCCAGAUGUUGAGGUGCCUGUCCACAUCCUGGUCACCAGUCUGGUCAGUCGGACAUUACUGAAGGGCUGUUCAGUCCUGAUAACAAGCAGACCAACAGUGCUGGAAGCCAUGGACUUGGAAAGAGUCGAUCGGUUUGUAGAGAUCCUGGGGUUUUUCCCUGAACAAAGGCUGAUGUACUUUAAGAAGUUCUUUGGUGACACUGCUCUGGCUGGUGAGGCUUUUCAGUAUGUCAAGGAGAACACCAUCUUGUACACCAUGUGCUUCAGUCCAUCAUACUGCUGGAUGAUCUGCUCUGCACUGAAGAGCCACUUCAUGACACCUGAAAAAGCCAAAAAUGAAGCUCUGCAAGUAGGUCAGUGGCUCUGUGAGGCUGAGAAUAAGGAGUUAAUUAGAGACACCAUUGGAGAGGAUUUAAAGAUGGACUUUAGCAACAUGACUUUAUCUGCUGUGGACUGUGCUGUCCUGGCUGCUGUCAUCAGUUGCUGUGGAGAACUUAAAGAACUUAAUAUGUCAGGCACACCUCUGACCCCUGAGAGCAUCAAGAUACUGGAGCCGGGGCUCAGCUGCUGCAGUAAAGUCUGGCUGUUCACAUGUCAUCUCACCUCGGCCUGCUGCUCAGCUCUCUCCUCGGUCCUCUCUUCUCCAACCUCACGGCUGACAUAUCUAAACCUGGACAGAAACAACCUGGGAGAUUCAGGGGCUCGUCAGCUGAGUGAGGGGCUCAGGAGUGACAACUGUAAAUUAAAGACACUCCUGUUGUCUGAUUGUGGUGUCACCUCGGCCUGCUGCUCAGCUCUCUCCUCGGUCCUCUCGUCUCCAAACUCACGGCUGACAUAUCUGGGACUGAACAACAACAACCUGGAAGAUUUAGGAGCUUGUCAGCUGAGUGAGGGGCUCAGGAGUGACAAUUGUAAAUUAGAGAAACUGUGGUUGGGGUCUUGUGGUCUCACCUCGGCCUGCUGCUCAGCUCUCUCCUCGGUCCUCUCGUCUCCAAACUCACGGCUGACAUAUCUGAGUCUGAGCUUCAACAACCUGGGAGAUUCAGGGGCUCGUCAGCUGCGUGGGGGGCUCAGGAGUGACAACUGUAAAUUAAAAGAACUGGGGCUGCGGUACAACGGGAUCAGUGAGAGUGAGGAGAGGAACCUGAGGUCACUACGGCAGGAGCUGAGUAGGUCUGGACGUCAGCUGAUUAUCUACACAUGAGAAGACCAGCAGUGGUGAUCAGACUGACCCCCCUGUCAGUGAUGGAGCCCCCCAUUCACUCACCUCUAAAUUCUCCUCUUUCUUCUUUUUCUUCUACUCUCCACUCUGCUCCUCAUUUAAUAAACUCUCCGUGUCCCCUCAGCCUGUGUUAACGUCACUUUUAUUUUUAACACCUUGAGACCCUCAACUGGUGAAAAAACUCAAGUAGAUUUGGACCUACAGACCCCCCAAGUUUCACCACUAGAGGCAGUAAAGCAAUUGGGGCCAUCCUGUAAAGAGCCCCCCAAGUCGUCUGUCCCUGGGAGGAGCAAAGAGAGGAGGACAGUCCAGCUGUGG
Molecule: messenger RNA, 3303 nt
Organism: Polypterus senegalus (gray bichir)
Lineage: Eukaryota; Metazoa; Chordata; Cladistia; Polypteriformes; Polypteridae
Product: NACHT, LRR and PYD domains-containing protein 3-like
Exons: 10
Coding region: 25-2967 (980 amino acids)
Cellular component (GO): cytoplasm
Molecular function (GO): protein binding; zinc ion binding
Source: RefSeq, a predicted model, not a curated record